AUGGCUCAGGUUAACGAGGAAACGUCCUCGGAAUCCGAUUGGGUAAAGCUUGUAAGCACUGACGGCUACAGCUAUCUUGUCCGUCGUAAAGUGGCCAUGGGAAGCGCAACGUUGAGGAAUAUGUUGAACGCGGACAAUAAAUUCCUUGAGGCACUGUCAAACACUUGCGUUAUCAACGAACGUGGCGUGAUAGUUGAAAAGUUGUGUGAAUACCUCUCAUAUAAGGCCCUAUACGAGAAUACUCCUGCGAAGGAAGUUCCCGACUUCACUGAACGUCUGCAACCUGAAAUAGCAUUGGAGAUGUGCGCAUUUCCUCUUUCGUUUUUCAGUCUCGCUCACAAUGGACAGGAAUCUCACGCUGAUUCACCGCAGCGUAAGGGGCCUGUCCGGCGAGGGUUAUUUGCUCGCAAGCUUCGUGGCGCAUCGGAUCCUGUUGCGCUGAAUUCGCUACCAUUCUGUGUACUGUCUGCUCUGUUCCUCGAAGCCGGAUGGAUGCCUGGCCAGUCCCUGUUUCCAUAG
Molecule: messenger RNA, 519 nt
Organism: Fibroporia radiculosa
Lineage: Eukaryota; Fungi; Basidiomycota; Agaricomycetes; Polyporales; Fibroporiaceae
Exons: 4
Coding region: 1-519 (172 amino acids)
Biological process (GO): ubiquitin-dependent protein catabolic process
Cellular component (GO): elongin complex
Molecular function (GO): protein-macromolecule adaptor activity
Source: RefSeq, a predicted model, not a curated record